Temnothorax curvispinosus is the source of this 492-nucleotide messenger RNA. RefSeq names its product S-adenosylmethionine sensor upstream of mTORC1 (gene Samtor). Gene Ontology annotation, biological process: negative regulation of TORC1 signaling. The record is from RefSeq and is a predicted model, not a curated record. The transcript has a single exon. Lineage: Eukaryota; Metazoa; Arthropoda; Insecta; Hymenoptera; Formicidae. The annotation marks the transcript as partial.
GCGGAUUUCUACGACUCCGUCGUGUUCUCCCUGUUGCUGGAGUACCUGCCGUGUCCGGAGCAGAGAUACGCGUGCUGCGGAAACGCGUACGACGUGUUGAAAAGCGGCGGCAUCCUGAUCGUCGCGAGCCCGGACUCGAAGCACGUUGGCGCGAACGCGAAACUGAUGAGGUCCUGGAGGUACGCGCUGAGCCGUAUGGGAUUCAUGAGGAUCAAGUACGAGAAACUGCGCCAUAUUCACUGCCUGGUGUUCAGGAAGUGCGUGCGCAAGGACGUAGCGAUAAGGUGGUCCGAGCUGCAACGCUUUUCCGAGGCCGACAGGAGAUACGCGUGCGAGACGAAGAUUUUUAUCCCGCAGGACUUUCAGGCUACCCGUUCUAAGGAGGAGCGAGAAAAGUUGGAGUACGAGGAAACUGAUUUAGCGAGCGCUUUCUCCGAAUUGCCGUUCGAUAAUGAAACGUCAACGUGACGAUUCUGUUUUUAUUCUGACGUU